UUCUUCUCACUCUUGAUUCCCCGUCUUGGCCAUCAGCCUCCUUCAUUCAAUCCCACCAAAAGAAAAAGAAAAAGAAAAAGAAAAGAAAAGAGGUUCCUCAGCCUCGCCAUGUCGCGUCCCAACAUGUCUUCACCACCACCUUCUUUCUCGAGGGCCAUCAACAUCCCCUCCUCACAUACCAGCCCCGCUGCCUCUCAGUUCGGCAGUACCAGCCUCGAACCCACUCCCGAGGGUGCCAUAGCCCCCAUGUGCAGCAGCUCCUUACCCGCCGUUCCUUCCUACUUGCUCCCGGACGCCCUUCUCCCGCCGCCUCCAACCUUGAGUCAGCCGCCAACCUCUACGCCUUCCGCCAUGGUCGAAGCUCUGAGCAAAGGUCCGGGUCUGAUCCGAAGAGUCAGCCGUGGUGCUCAGGGCAUUCCUGGCAAAUUCCGUCGCAAUGGCUCCAAUGCCCAGCGUGACAAGAGCUCCGGUCCUGUCAUCAUGCGUAGACGCAGCGAUAGCAGGUCCGCUGUAGACGCCGCCCACGACCUGUCCGACUUUGAUGCGUACAGUUUCGAGGACGACAUCGCGGUGGACGAAGACGGCGAGCCCACAAAUUCCCUAGGCAUGGUACAAAAACGGCCCUCGGUCAACUCCAUUCCUUCCUUGACCGCAGAAGCACCCACACGCAACUUGAGAAUAGAACAGGGAACCUUGGUCAAAAAGAUCACCAAGAGACGCAACAAAGACAUCAUUCUGCGCCUCGACCUCGACUCGGCAAAGGUAUGCUGGGAUCCAUCGCGCCCCUCCAAAUCAUUCUACAUCGACGACGUCAAAGAGAUAAGAACGGGCGUCGACGCCAAACAUUACCGAGAAGAGCUGGGUUAUUCGGAAAGCUGGGCACCCCUCUGGAUGACCGUUGUCUACUCGGACAGUUUCCGCUCAAAGGGCAAGAGUAAGACCAUGCACUUGAUCGCACCCAAUGUCGGAAUAUUCACCAUGUGGACUCAGACCCUUGAUUCGGUGUCACGAGAUCGCAUCGAUCUGAUGGCAGGGCUUAUGAGUCUGAAUGAGAAGAGUGCAAAGGUUGUCUGGCAACGCCAAAUGAAGAAACGUUUUCGUGGUCAGGUUCAUGCCGGAGAGCAAGAAUCACUCGAUCUCGCAGGCAUUAUGGAGAUGUGCCGUAGUCUGCACAUCAACUCGUCUGAAGACAAGGUCCGUACCUAUUUUGACAAGGCAGACACAGCCCGUACAGGCCGCCUGAAUCAAGCGCAAUUUUUACUCUUUGUGCGUCGGUUGAAGGAGCGCAAGGAUGUCAAGCAAAUUUACAAGCUCUUCACCCCUGCUCCCCAUACCGGUAUGGACAAACAAACCUUCUUUUCUUUUCUACAGAGAGAACAGGGCAUCGAUGUGGAUUCCGAUAUUCAGCACUGGACUGCAACCUUUGAGAAAUUCGCGCGCGCAGGAAAACCAAAAGCAACGCCCCCUGAAGGUGGAGAAAUACCGCUACCUUCGACUAUGACUUCGUUCGCCUUUCAAGCCUUUCUCGUGUCCGAUACCCACAAUUCCAUAUAUAAUCCUAUCAAACCCUCGUUGAAACUAGAUCGUCCGUUGGGCGAGUAUUUUAUAUCCAGUUCCCACAACACCUACCUCAUGGGCCGGCAAGUCGUCGAUGAGUCUAGUACAGAAGCGUACAUUACCGCUCUGCAAAAAGGCUGCAGGUGUUUGGAAAUUGAUUGUUGGGAUGGUAGCGAUGGAAAGCCCAUCGUGACCCAUGGACGCACCUUCACCAAGAGUAUAACAUUCCUUGACGUCAUCAAAGUUAUCGACAAAUACGCUUUCGCUGAAUCCGAGUAUCCGCUCAUUCUGUCACUGGAGGUUCACUGCGGACCUGAGCAGCAGGCUCUCAUGGCAAAAAUCAUGAUCGAAGAGUUUGGCAGCAAGCUUCUCGCGCAACCCCUGGAUUGGGGCAAGUUCGUCUUACCGUCUCCCGAAGAACUUAAGCACAGAAUUCUCAUCAAGGUCAAAGCUCCAGCUGAGGAGCUCGAUGUCAAAGCCGCAGCGAACGAGCUUUCACAACGCAGGCGCGAGCGCGGGAUGAGCUCGCCUUGGUCGCGUCCCAUCGACACCAUCAUGCCCAACACACCACCGGUUUCCAGCCCCACCUCGAUAAGCCCUCCGGAACGAACCACCUACUUCGGGACGACGCCCUUGGGGUCGACAACGUCAAUGACCAACUAUUUCGCGACAACACCACUGGGAUCCACAACGUCGGCGACAAGCACUGCACUCUUGACCCCUGCCGGCUCGGCCGAUGAUAGCGAUAGUCUCCAUGGCGGUGAAGAUUUCAAAAAGAAGUCGAAAAAAUCCAAGACUAGCAACAUCAUCAAAAUGCUAGGAGAUCUCGGUGUGUACACUCGAGGCAUGAAGUUUGAGGACUUCUCCACUCAGGACUCAAAAACGUUCAACCAUGUGUUCUCCCUCAAUGAGCGAACUUUUGACAAAACCACAAAGAAUGGCGAACUCAAACACUCUUUGGAAGCCCACAACAUGAACUGUUUGAUGCGCGUCUAUCCCAGUGGACACCGUAUCAAUUCCAGCAACUUCGAUCCCCUCAAGUCGUGGCGACGUGGCGUGCAGAUGGCUGCCCUCAAUUGGCAGACGUACGAUCUUGGACAGCAGCUCAACGAAGCCAUGUUCGCAGGCGGCGACGACCGUACCGGCUACGUGCUUAAGCCAGACGAAAUGCGUCUCAAAACCACAACGCCCGUCCCGAAUCUGCGGAAGUUACCCAAGAAGGAGGUCAAGUUCACUGUUCAGAUCAUUUCUGCGCAACAAUUGCCCCGCCCAGAAGGCCUGUCAAGAGACGCUGGCCUAAGCCCUGUCGUGCAGUUUGAAAUGUAUUGUGCGGAGGAUACAGGGCCAAAUGCAACCGGUAUCGGCGGACAAGAUGUUUCUGCUCGCAAAGACGGAUAUUCGGGAAUCGGUCAUCCACUGAGGAAGCGAACUCGGAUCGCCCAGGGGAACGGGUACAACCCUGAGUUCAAAGAUGAGAUUGAGAUGACCGUUACCACCAAAUACCCCGAUCUCGUCUUUGUGCGGUGGACGGUCUGGAACACGAUUGACGGGAAACUUCAAGAUCACGCCCCCAUUGCCCAAUUCACUGCCAAGCUUAACAGCAUCCAGCAAGGCUAUCGGCACCUACCCCUAUUUGACGGCAACGGCGAACAAUACCUGUUUUCGAGAUUGUUCUGCAAGAUCAAGAAGCAGGACAUUGUCGAUGCGCCCGUUGUUCCCAUUCAACGCAUUGGUUCGCGCCGCCCAUCCGCGGAACCUAACAGCGCGCUGCCGGACCCCAGCAGCAAACCAAGCUUCAUCAAACGUAUCAUGCGAGCGCCCAGCGAGCGGAAAAAACGGAAGGAAGAGCGUACCAUGGGCGAAACUGAGAAGGGGGAUUGGGAGCAUGUCAGCCGCACCAGCACUCUCGAACGAUAAC
Periconia digitata is the source of this 3475-nucleotide messenger RNA. The record is from the annotation of a GenBank genome assembly. Lineage: Eukaryota; Fungi; Ascomycota; Dothideomycetes; Pleosporales; Periconiaceae.